Drosophila obscura is the source of this 3808-nucleotide messenger RNA. RefSeq names its product nardilysin. Gene Ontology annotation, biological process: proteolysis. Gene Ontology annotation, molecular function: metalloendopeptidase activity; metal ion binding. The record is from RefSeq and is a predicted model, not a curated record. The coding region runs from base 80 to 3535 and encodes 1151 amino acids. Lineage: Eukaryota; Metazoa; Arthropoda; Insecta; Diptera; Drosophilidae. The transcript has 4 exons.
AAUAAGCAUUCGGGGAACUAGAAACUAGAACAAAAAGGAAGCGGUGGCAGUCAAAAUUUAUUGUCAAGCAUACAAUUGAAUGUUUUGGCCGCGUCACUUCACAGAUAAAAUAAAAUUUCUAAAUUAUAUCGUCGGACACUAUUCAACAAAUUUUCAGUGCCAUUUCCAACCGCAGCAGCAACCACGACCACGACACAGAGUCGACGAGACCACUCAAUUAUUAAGAACCGACAGUCGAGCUCCGUGGCAACCUCGAACAUACACUGGAAUGGCGGACCAAGUGACGUAUCUGGAUGUGCCCGAUAAGUCUGAGAACGACAAGAAAUUGUACAAAUCCCUUGUGUUGGGCAAUGGUCUGCACGCUUUGAUCGUCUCGGACCCCAGUCCAGUGCCCGAUGAUGGCAUCAGCAGCACCGAGUCGUCGGAGGAGGGGGAAAAGCUGAGCGAAUCAAGCAGCAGCUCCUCCGAUUCCAGCAGCGAAACCAAUUCGUUAAGCUCGGAGAGUGGGAGCCAAGCAAGCAGCGAAACGGGCGACGAGAAGUUGGCCGCCUGUGCCUUGAUGGUUGACUACGGUUCGUUCGCUGAGCCGCGUAAUUAUCAGGGCCUGGCCCACUUUCUGGAGCACAUGAUCUUCAUGGGCAGCGAAAAGUAUCCGGAGGAGAAUAUCUUCGAUGCGCACGUUAAGAAAUGUGGCGGCUUCAGCAACGCCAACACCGACUGCGAGGACACGCUGUUCUACUUUGAGGUGGCCGAGAAACACUUGGACUCGAGCCUGGACUACUUCACAGCCUUGCUGAAGCAUCCGCUGAUGAAGCAGGAGGCCAUGCAGCGCGAGCGCGUUUCCGUCGACUCCGAGUUCCAGCAGAUAGCCCAAGAUGAUGAGACUCGUCGCGACCAACUGCUGGCCAGCCUGGCCACCGAAAACUUUCCGCAUGGCACCUUCACCUGGGGCAACUUGAAGACUCUCAAGGACAACGUUGACGACGAUGCGCUGUACAAGGUAUUGCACGAGAUCCGGCGGGAGCACUAUUCGGCUAACCGAAUGUACGUCUGCCUGCAGGCACGCCUGCCCCUUGAGGAGCUGGAGGCAAUGGUGGUGCGGCACUUUGCGGAAAUAGUCCGCAACGAUAGCAAGGCGCCGGAUCUGACCAAGUUCGAUUAUCGGCAAGCCUUCCGUCCGGAAUUCCACGAGCAAGUGUUCUUCGUGAAGCCUGUGGAGAACGAGUGCAAGGUGGAGCUGACCUGGGUGCUGCCCAGUGUCCGUCAGUACUACCGCAGCAAGCCCGACCAGUUCCUCUCCUACCUGCUCGGCUACGAAGGCAAGGGCAGUCUGUGCGCCUACUUGCGGCGACGCCUGUGGGCCCUCCAGCUGAUAGCUGGCAUAGACGAGAACGGUUUCGAUCUGAACACCAUGUACUCCUUGUUCAAUGUGUGCAUCUACCUGACAGACGAGGGAUUCAAGCACAUCGAUGAGGUGCUGGCCGCCACCUUUGCCUAUGUGAAGCUCUUCUCCAACUGCGGCUCCCUGCGUCGACUGUACGAAGAGCAGCAGGCCAUUGAGGAGACGAAUUUUCGGUUUCAGGCGCAGCGUCCAGCCUUCGACAAUGUCCAGGAGCUGGUCUUCAACAGCAAGUACUAUCCGUCCAAGGAUGUGCUGACGGGCAAGGAGCUCUACUACAACUACGAUGAGCAGCAUCUCAAUGAGUUGAUCGGACACCUCAACGAUUUCAAGUUCAAUCUUAUGAUCACCUCGCAGGACAAGUACGAGGGCAUAACCUACGACAAGCAGGAGGCGUGGUUCGGCACCGAGUACACCACUGUGCCAAUGCCAGCCAAGUGGAAGCAGUUGUGGACCGAUUCGAAGCCCAUGGAGCAGCUCUUCCUGCCCGAGCCCAAUCGCUUUGUCGCCCACGACUUCAAGCUGUUCGGGAGCGGCAAAGGCAAGCCCGAUCUGCCCGCCUAUCCCAAGAAGCUGCUCAAGACUGACACGUGUGAGCUGUGGUUCCGACAGGAUGACAAAUUUGAGCUGCCCGAGGCCUACAUGGCCUUCUACUUCAUCUCACCUCUGCAACGGCAGAGUGCCAAGAAUGAUGCCAUGUGCGCCUUGUACGAAGAGUUAGUCAAAUUCAAUGUUUGCGAGGAACUGUAUCCGGCGACCAGUGCCGGGCUGAGCUACAGCUUCAGUGCCGGGGAGAAGGGUUUGCUGCUGAAGGUGAGCGGCUACAACGAGAAGCUCCAUCUGAUUGUGGAGGCCAUUGCCCAAGGCAUGGUCAAUGUGGCCGACACCCUGGAUGAGAGCAUCAUGACAGCCUUCAUUAAAAAUCAGCGCAAGGCCUACUUCAAUAACCUGAUCAAGCCGCGUGCCCUCAACCGGGAUAUCCGCCUGUGUGUACUGGAGCACAUUCGCUGGCUGACAAUCGACAAGUACAAGUCGCUCAAUGACAUCAGUCUAGCGGAUCUGAAGGGAUUUGCUCAGAAGUUCCCGCAGGAGCUGUAUGUCCAGGCCCUCAUUCAGGGCAACUACACGGAAGAGUCGGCCCACAAUGUGCUGAAUGCGGUGCUCAGUCGCCUCAACUGCCAGAACAUUAAGGAGCGUCAAUAUGUCGAGGAUCGCACAGUGCAACUGCCGCUGGGCAGCCACACCAUCCGUUGCCAUGCCCUCAAUAGCAGCGACACGAAUACUGUGAUCACGAACUUCUAUCAAAUCGGACCGAACUCGGUGCGCGUGGAGAGCAUUCUCGACCUGAUGAUGAUGUUCGUCGAUGAGCCGCUCUUCGAUCAUCUCCGGACUAAGGAGCAGCUGGGCUACCAUGUGGGCGCCACAGUACGCGUCAAUUACGGCAUCGCCGGCUACUCCAUAAUGGUGAAUUCGCAGGAGACGAAGACAACGGCCAGUUAUGUUGAGGAGCGCAUCGAAGCGUUCCGCCUCAAGAUGCUGCAAAUCCUCAGGAAAAUGCCAAUGGACGACUACGUUAGCACCAGGGAAUCUCUGAUCAAGCUGAAGCUGGUCGCCGAUAUGGCCCUGUCCACGGAGAUGGGACGCAACUGGGAGGAGAUCCUUAACGGGGACUACCUCUUCGAUCGUAAUCGCAGGCAGGUCGAUGUACUACGCACCCUAAACAAGGAGGACAUCAUUAGCUUCCUCAUCGAAACGGAUGCCACCAACUUGCGCAAGCUAUCGGUGCAGGUCAUUGGGCAUCGUCCAGUGGAUAUGAACGAGACUCUGGUGGCUGUUUUGGACGAGAAUGUCAAGACGGUGGCCGGUGACCACGGGCCCAAGGAUGCUGAAGGGGAGCCGAGCGACGAGGACGGGGACGGUGACGCCGAAAUGGCCGAGGACGACGACCAACUAUUCGAGGCCCUGGCCAAUAAGAUGAACAUCGUGUUCCUGCCAAAGGACGGUGAUAUCACCUCAAUUGUAGACAUCUCAAAGUUCAAGAGCGGCCUCGAGGUCUACCCCACGCGAAAGGCGAUUCAGGGAGGCGAGGAAAGCAGUCGAACCGCUCGCAUCGAAGACGCUUUAAGCAAUACGUGAGCCGGACAUACCGUACGCAACACCCACAACCUCUCUCGGACCUAGACCCGGACCAAGUCGGACAAGUCAGUCAGUUCAUCGGCGCCACUCCCAAUGCCAGACGGGAGUCUUCACCUUCUACCAGCGCAAUCAACACAACCCACAUGGAGACAAGUUAAAAUGCAUUUUGUUUCAAGUAUGGAACACCUCAGACGAUCAUUUUCCAAUUGAAAUGAAUAGAGUAACCAAAACUUUAUAUAUUGUAUGAAUAAACAAUUAAAUCUAAAAGUGAAA